UAAAGUAAUGUUAUAUUUCUCUCCCCAGGCCAGCAAUGCACUAGCCACCAUGGACUCCCCCCUCUCCUCUCAAGACGAGCGCGACAUCGAAGUGAACGUCGUCUCCGGCGCCUCCAGCCCCGACAUCUCUCCUUCUAGAAGUACGCAGAAGAGCCCCUUCUACGAACUUAAGAAGGACAAAGAGGAGAAAGCGACGGGAAGCGCGCCUUAUACCAGUUUCUCGAUUAGUUCGAUAUUGAAUAGAACGGAGCCGAGGAGAGAGAGUAAUGUGUUGGAGGCGGCGCUCGCAGCGAAUCAUUUUGGAAAUAAUGAUGCUAUGUUAUCAAGGUUGGGUCUGAUCACACAAUGGAGCGCCUUGGCGGGGCGGUACGGCCAACUGAUGCCCCCGUGGUACUGGCGGCCUCACGACAGAUCCCCACCACGAGAAGACAUCACGCACGAAGAAGGCUCAGCCGGCGGCUCCCCCCGCCAGCGCUCCCCGCCCCGCGCACCCACCCCUCCAUCACCCUCCCGCUCCUCCCCCCGCUCCCCUCGCCUGCACCCCGCACUCUACCCUCAACAACAAGACCCUCAAGACUCGGACCCCGACGUCGACGAAAGCGACGACUUCGACAAAGACGAAAAACGAGACCCUAAUACCAACUUAGGAAAACGGAAGAAGAAGACCAGGACAGUCUUCUCACGAUCCCAAGUAUUCCAGUUGGAAUCAACAUUUGAUAUGAAGCGGUAUUUAAGCAGUUCUGAACGCGCCGGCUUAGCCGCGAGUCUGCACUUGACAGAAACGCAGGUGAAAAUCUGGUUUCAGAACCGACGUAAUAAGUGGAAGAGGCAGUUAGCUGCCGAGUUAGAGGCAGCUAAUAUGGCGCAUGCGGCGCAGCGUUUGGUGCGCGUUCCGAUAUUGUACCACGAGUCGAGACCGUCAGGGAUGCCGCAUACGCCGCUGCCGAUGCACCCGCAGUUUUCGAACGAGCCGGGAGUGUACUUCCCUCAGCAGCCGCCACAGCCUCUGCAGCCGUUGCCAGCCUCGCCAGUGACGUCACGUGCGCCGCUGAGCAGCCUAGUGUAG
This is a messenger RNA of Cydia strobilella, 1066 nucleotides long. It is a transcript of the gene Hmx, whose product is annotated as homeobox protein HMX3-B. Gene Ontology annotation, cellular component: nucleus. The record is from RefSeq and is a predicted model, not a curated record. Gene Ontology annotation, molecular function: RNA polymerase II transcription regulatory region sequence-specific DNA binding; DNA-binding transcription factor activity, RNA polymerase II-specific. Gene Ontology annotation, biological process: regulation of transcription by RNA polymerase II. The coding region runs from base 8 to 1066 and encodes 352 amino acids. The transcript has 3 exons. Lineage: Eukaryota; Metazoa; Arthropoda; Insecta; Lepidoptera; Tortricidae.